AUGUCAAGCAUCUAUCCAGAUCCCUGCAAAGUGUGGUCCGAAUUCGUUCCAACUUAUCUCAAGUAUCACCGUAGUGGGAACACUUCUGAGGCUACUGUGCAGUUGGUAGAGACAGCUAAUGCGGCCCUCCCAUUCUCAAAAGCAUCCACAAUUCUAGACGUUGGCUGCGGCGGGGGCCAAAUCGUCAAUUACAUUAUGGAGAGAUACAACACUGUGCUCCCGGAAAACGCACGUAUUGUUGCAUUAGACUUCGUGGAGGGCAUGGUCAAUCUGGUGCGUGAGCAGCAGAGGGAUCACAUCAAUCGCGGGGACGCAGUGUGGGGGCAGCUUGAAACGGCGGAGCUCGAUGCUACGGAUCUAUCCAGCAUCAAAGAUGGGGAAUGCAGCCACGUUCUCGCCGGGUUUGUAUACAGCGGCAUACCGGAUUCCGCCAAAGCAAUCAAGGAAGCACAUCGCAUCCUCCAAGACGGUGGAAUUGUUGCGUUAACCAAUAUGAGGGACGCUGAAUGGCUGGACUUGCUACAGGUUGUCAAAGAAAUUAGGCAGGACUUGCCGGAGACCCCGACGGCAGAAUCGUUUGCACCGACGUGGUUUGAGGAUGCCGGCACAAAGGCGCAUUUGGAGAAUGCUGGCUUUCGAGAUGUUAAGAUUCGGAGGAUUCCAAUUCAUUAUGGGGCCAAGUCGUACCAGGAUCUGAGGGGAAAACUGUUCGACACUGUGCCGUUCAUGCCGAAAUGGCUUAAGCAGAUGUCUGAAGAAGAGAUUGAGAGGGCAAAGGACCUGCUGGUUGAGCGGGUGAGCAAAGUGCAUACAAGUGAGCCAAUUGCCCUUUUCGGAACGGCUACACUGGCUAUUGGGAGAAAGUAG
Paracoccidioides brasiliensis Pb18 is the source of this 867-nucleotide messenger RNA. RefSeq lists its product as uncharacterized. Gene Ontology annotation, molecular function: S-adenosylmethionine-dependent methyltransferase activity. The record is from RefSeq and is a predicted model, not a curated record. The coding region runs from base 1 to 867 and encodes 288 amino acids. The transcript has 2 exons.